CAAAGGGGCCCUUACAUCUUGGUUCCAAGGAGCAUUUUUGGAGGUGACAUUUCCAGUAGACUCAGUCAUUGAGUGGGAUCAGGAGCUGAGUUUCAGUUGGAGUUUCUAAAGAAUGGAACUGUGAGACAAAUUGGAAAGUCCCUGAAAUCUUCUGAGCAGACCCAAUGAAGUAUUGUAGGAGGGAGCCUUUGGCUGCUAGGCUUCCCACUCACAGGACAAGAGGUCCCAGCAGAAGGAACAACUGAAGAAACUCUUCUUGAUCCUUGCCUGACACAAGAGACCAUGGUCAAGCGAGUUGCAAUUGUUGGAGCUGGUGUGAGUGGCCUCACCUCCAUCAAAAGCUGCUUGGAAGAGGGGCUGGAGCCCACCUGCUUUGAAAGGAGCAGUGACAUUGGAGGGCUAUGGCAAUUCACAGAAUAUGUUGAAGAGGGCAGAGCUAGCCUUUAUAAAUCUGUUGUUACUAACAGCAGCAAAGAGAUGUCCUGUUUCUCAGACUUUCCUUUCCCAGAGGAUUUUCCAAACUUUGUGCCACAGUCCCAAUUUUUGGAAUACCUCAAGAUGUAUGCAAACAAGUUCAACCUUCUGAAAUGGAUCCGAUUCAAGACCAUUGUCUGCAAUGUGAAAAAAUGUCCAGAUUUCUCCACGUCUGGCCAGUGGGAGGUAACCACUGAACAUAAAGGGAAGCAAGAGUCAGCCAUAUUUGAUGCUGUCAUGGUCUGCACUGGUUAUCUCACUGACCCGUUUUUGCCACUGGAUACUUUUCCAGGUAUCAACACCUUUAAAGGUCAGUACUUUCACAGCCGGGAGUACAAGCAUCCUGAUCUGUUCAAGGAUAAGAGAGUCCUUGUGAUUGGCAUGGGCAACUCUGGCACAGACAUUGCUGUGGAGGCCAGUCAUGUGGCUAAAAAGGUGUUGCUCAGCACUACUAGAGGUUCAUGGGUGAUAAAUCGGGUUUUUGACCAUGGCUAUCCUUGGGACAUGGUGUUCACUUCUCGAUUUAGAAGCGUAUUAAGAAAUUCCCUCCCAACUUCAGUUGUAAACUGGUUAAUCGGCAAAAAGGCAAAUAGCUGGUUCGAUCAUGCAAACUAUGGUUUGGUUCCAGAAAACAGGACUUUCCUAAGAGAACCUGUACUGAAUGAUGAGCUUCCAGGAUGCAUAAUUACUGGGAAGGUGUUGAUCAAACCCGGGGUGGAGACAGUGAAGGAAAACUCUGUGGUGUUUAAGAAUACUCCAGAAGAAGAGCCUAUUGAUAUAAUUGUCUUUGCCACAGGAUAUACUUUUGCUUUUCCUUUCCUUGAUGAGUCUGUAGUGAAAGUUGAAAACAAUCAGGCCUCUUUGUAUAAGUAUGUAUUCCCUGCACAUCUGGAAAAACCAACCCUGGCUGUCAUUGGCCUCAUCAAGCCUUUGGGAUCCUUGGCAUGCACAUCAGAAGUACAAGCCAGAUGGGUCACACGGGUCCUAAAGGGCUUGAAUAAACUACCAUCACCAGAGGACAUGAGAGAAGACAUUAACAAAAGGAAAGCCAAUAAAUCCACAGGGUUUGGUUUAUACUUCAAACUGGUUUUGCAAACAGAUCGUGUCGUAUACCUAGAUGAGCUCUUGUCCUUCAUCGAUGCAAAGCCUAACUUGUUAUCUCUGUUCCUGGUGGACCCACUACUGGCUUUUAAGGUUUUCUUUGGCCCACUUACCCCAUACCAGUACCGUCUGACUGGCCCAGGGAAGUGGGAUGGAGCCAGGAAUGCCAUUCUGACCCAGUGGGACCGGACAAUCAAGCCAACAAAAACUCGAGUUGUACAAGAGCCUCUGGAUACUUUUUCCUACCUACCCGAAGUCCUCAGCUUUUUGGCUCUACUUGUCACUGUAUUUCUUAUUUUCCAAUAGCUGAAGCCCUUGGUUUCUUAGAACAAAUGCACAGGGUAGUAGAGUAAUCUCCUAGAUCCUCCAUCAGAGCAGAGCCUUCACUCCUGGGGUCUUUCCCAGAAUAACUAACUUGGGGCAGCUAGGUGGGCAGUGGAUAGAGCACCAGCCCUGGAUUCCAGAGGAUCUGAGU
Messenger RNA from Phascolarctos cinereus (koala), 2050 nucleotides. Its product is annotated as flavin-containing monooxygenase 1-like. Gene Ontology annotation, molecular function: N,N-dimethylaniline monooxygenase activity; flavin adenine dinucleotide binding; NADP binding. The record is from RefSeq and is a predicted model, not a curated record. Lineage: Eukaryota; Metazoa; Chordata; Mammalia; Diprotodontia; Phascolarctidae.